Messenger RNA from Ooceraea biroi (clonal raider ant), 4915 nucleotides. It is a transcript of the gene Cap-G, whose product is annotated as Chromosome associated protein G. Gene Ontology annotation, biological process: mitotic chromosome condensation. Gene Ontology annotation, cellular component: condensed chromosome; condensin complex; cytoplasm. Lineage: Eukaryota; Metazoa; Arthropoda; Insecta; Hymenoptera; Formicidae. The record is from RefSeq and is a predicted model, not a curated record.
CUAAUAAUUUAAAUAUUAUUAAUAAUAUAAUAGUAAUAAUAAAUAAAUAAUGAUAAAUAAUAAUAAUAAUACAUGUUAUAAUAAGAUAUUAUUAGAUGUAAUUAUUAUAAUUAUUAUAUAUGGUUUAGUCUAGAUCGUGUUGUUGAAGAAAAAAAACAAAGUACGUAUAAGCGAACAAAAAAAUAUUGAGAGCAGAAUUUAAAAAAACAGAUAUGCGACGAUUUAGAGGAACAAAAUGAGGAUUGAAAGAAAGGAAGGAUGCACGCCAGGCGGGGAGGAAGUCUCGGUCUAAGACCAUACAAUCCUUGUGCGGUGGACUGAGCGGGACAACGCUGUGCCUACACGCUUAUAUACUCGCGCGCGAGCAUCGCGCAUAGGCUUACGUACAGAAUGCGGGACAAUAUUAUGCAUGCUUUCGUAUCGUUGCGCGUGUGAUUUUAAAGAGAGAGAGAGAGAGAAUACGUGUGCGAGAAAGAGGAGAGAAUGAGACACAAUAAUUCCUUGAUUUUAUGUAUGCACGGAUAUCGCACUUAUUUCUCCACUUUUCCGCGCGUUUCCAGAACUACACGGGCGGUGCGCAAUGUUCUCUGCGUUUUUCAUGUCACGAGAGCGGGGGAAAAAGGAGCAUCGCGAACCUCACGAAAUGCACAUGAAAUGCAAAAUGUAACUUUUCAUUACGCUCGCUUUUAAAUAAUCUCGCGAAUCUUUUUUUCUUUUUUAUUGAAAAACAAUGUCCCGCGUAGAGUGGCGCCUGCCCAGCCCGCCGCAUACCGCGUCUCGUCGGAAUCAUUGAACGAUUAAACAAAAAAAAGAAAAAACCCUAAAAAAAAAAGAGGAAAAAAAAGAAUGGCGGACGAUGUUUUAUUAAUAUUGUACAUAUUUUAAAUAAUUGAUGACGGACAACAGAUCGCGCGCACGAAUGACGGCAACCCCAAACCGAGGGGCGUUCUCCUCCUCCUGAAAAGGGGAUCGCCCUUUUGUCGCGGGUCUACCGUAACACCUUCUUUCCUUUCUGUUCUUUUGUUUUUUGCGUGUUGAAACACACUGCGUACAAGUCACGUACACGUACACACAUACGCAUACACACACGGACAUACAGCUCAUACACCUGCGCAUAGAGACCCGAGUUCGGAGGUAACUACUACGGGGAUUACUACACUGCUCUCAGCAGCUGUCUGUAUCUUCUGAUUGACGAUUCUUUUUCACGAUUAGUUAUUCUAUCAGAUAAGUUCUAUUUUUGUACACGACACACAUAUAUACACACACCAUACACACGCACGCACGCACGCACAUGGAUUACAUUGCAAUCUGAUACGAACACAACCCAAGUGUCAUUACUUUUGAUGUUAAAUAAAAAAUACAUAAUUAAUAUACCGACCAUCCAUUUUCCACUUCCUUUCCUCUUCGGUUGAUGCCUUCGAUUGCAACGCGCCUUCAGUAUACUCGAAAAAUUCUUGAUCUUUCCAAGAAGAUAUUAGGUAUCCCACAAAAAAAUUGCCGAAACUAGUUAGCUCUUAUUAUUUAGUGCAGAUAUAGAGAACUAGAGUGCACAGGGAGAAAUUAAAUUAUUAAUAUAUAAUAAAAUUAUUAUAUAAAAUAAAAUUAAAAUUGCGUUUAAUAGAUUUUAUUAGACGGUUUUAUUUGAAUGUAGUUUUCUGUAGGUGGAACAAAUAUUUAUUUAAUUUUAUUCAAUUUUAUAAAAACCAGCAAAAAUCGUACAUUCUAAUGGUAUACAGGGUUUUCAUAAAAUUGACAAACAGCAUAUUUAGGUGAUUAUUCUAAGUAGAAAAGUUUAUAAACAUAAAUCUGUCCCAAAAGUAUCCGACUUCUGCCUAUAUCGUUUGCGAUUGGUUACACUCCAAUCACGCUUGAAGCGUGAGCGUAGCCAAUCGCGAACCGAAUCUCAACUGCAACCGAGCCCGCAGCCUGUAGUGUAAUACGGCCCUUAAACCAUCUAGAUAGCGCUGUCAGUCUGUUGAUAUCUGGACUGGAGUUUGAAAUAACGUACGGUUGGGAGUGAAAUGUUUGAUUUGUAGUUUUCACGUUAAGAUCUAAAUAUGGCACAAGCAGUAGUCGAGAAAAGUAUGAAGGAAAUAUUUUACAAGGUGCAAUUUAAUAAAACGGAUCAUCCACGGUAUAUAAAGAAGCUCAUGAACUUGUACGAGAGGACUAGUGUAGACGCAUUCUGGAAAUGGUUCGUCUACUGCCUGAAAGUACCUCUCACAACAGCGCAGCAACAUCCACAUGUUAUAAAUACUUUAGAAUUUUGUGCAAAAUUCUCCAUGAGCUUCUAUUCAUCCGCAGAGAACGAAAACAUGGAGUCAAUGUCUCCGUUUCUUAUCAAGUUGUUCAAAUUUCUCUUAUCGCAUCACCAUGCUAAAGACAAAGCAGUAAGAUUUCGCAUAUGCCACUUCCUGAAUAUGCUGUUAAACUCCAUGGGCGAACAUGCCUUCAUCGAUGACACUCUGUGUGAUCGAAUUACAGACAAUAUGACGGAGCGAUUAUUGGACAAAUCGCCCAAAGUGAGAGCACAGGCUGUUUUUGCCCUGCAUAGAUUGCAAGAUCCAGCAGACGAACAGUGUAUCAUAAUAAAAAUGUAUCUCUUUCAUCUGUCUAAAGAUCCACAGGCUGAAGUUCGUAAAGCUGUCCUUGCCACUAUGGGCAAAAAUCAGAAAACCUUGCAAGCUGCAAUAAAGAGAACACGAGAUAUCGAUGAAUCGGUACGCAAAAUGGCAUAUGAAUUUAUCAGCAAAGUUACAGUACGUUCGUUGAGUAUCGAACAAAGAGAACGUUUACUAAAGGAUGGCCUUAAAGACAGAUCAGAAAUUGUUAGGGCAUACGUAAGCAAUGUUUUAUUGCCAACGUGGUUGCGAUAUUACAAGGGAGAAUACAUAAGCCUCAUACAUGCUCUGGAUGCUGGGAUAGGAACAGAAACCGCAACUUCAGCUUUACAGACAUUGUUCAAGAACGCCGAUCUGAAAGCUUUAUUGGAGCAAACUACAGUGGACAAUAACACAAGACUGAUCCCACUGGCAAAUUUAUCGAACGAGAACGUUUUGUAUUGGAAAUGCGUGAUACAACAUCUUCAGCGUCUUUCGUAUACAGAAGAAUUGGAAUUGAUUAUUCCCGAAUUGUCGCAAUUUUGUAAAUACAUAUGUGACUACAUUGCUCACAUAUCUUCUAAGUCGUAUGAAGCGUGGGAACAGGAGUGUCACAAGUUCAUUCUGUUGCAACUCUUUGAGAUAUCGAAAGCGUACGAUCUGUCGGACGAGGUGGGAAGGAAGAAUCUGAAUGAAAUAAUAGUGGACACUUUGAUGGGCGAUCAUUGUUCCGCCAAAAUAAUCGAGUGUACAGUGAGCCAUCUGGCCAAAGUGAUACCAAACACCAAUGAUAUGCUGAAUACUGUAGCGAAUAUUAUUAGCGAGAUCAGAUUACCUUCGAAGGAAAAUAUAGUUGUUCAGGAAACCACUGUGGAACAACAGCGUGAAAACAAUGUGCAAAAAGCAAGAUUGAAAGUCGAGAUGUUGGAGCUCGAGGAGGAAUUGUAUGAGGCAGUCAAGGGAGAACAUUUUUUAGAAGCUGACAUUCUGAAGGAAAAGAUUAAGGUUCUGAAGGAGAAGAUAAAGCAUUUGUCUGAAAUUGUCCCUACAGAGGCUGUAAUUUCUGAUGACAUUCGCGAGGAAAAAAAUGAUACCGCGACUAUGGUCAAGUGCCUCAAUAUUUUGUACACUGCGAUGCGAGCCCAACUCAUUCGCGUCUUAACGCCCACACUUAGAAGUCUGAUGUCCAUCGUUUUAGAUGGUCUCGACCAUCCCGACGACAGAGUGCACAUAUUAGCGCUAAAAACAUUGGGUCUUUACUGUAUCUUCGAUAAAGAAUUGGCUAAGAAACAUAUAAUGAUAUUUUUUUAUCAAUUCUCUCUUGAGCAAGAGAACCAGGAGAUAUGGGUAGUCGCUUUAAAGGGAAUAUUUGAUCUCCUGCUUAGUUAUGGUUUAGAUUAUUUUGAAAUUUUACAAAGCCUGGAAGACUCUACGCAGAACAGAUCCGAAAGAAGCCGCACGCUUUACACACACGACAACACUGUCGUUUCUAUAAAUAAGGGAAUCAAGAGCGAGAAGAGCUCUUGCAAUUUCGUGAAAAUCUUGACGGGUUUGCUGGACAAUCCGAAUCAAGAUUUGCGCACUAUUGCUGCAGAAGGAAUUUGCAAACUGCUGCUCAAUAAGCGGAUCAGCAGCAAUAGUCUAAUAUCACGCCUGAUAAUUCUGUGCUACAAUCCAGUGAACGCCGAUGAUGUCUAUCUCCGUCAGUGCUUGAGCGCUUUCUUCGACUAUUUCGUAACGUGCGUACCAGACGCACACGAGAUGCUCGAAAAUUCGUACCUGCCGACGUUGCGUGUUCUUUGCAACGCACCGGAUGUUAGUCCUCUACAGGAGAUCGAUAUAUAUCACGUAUCUAGAUUUAUACUGAGUUUAACUAGACGAGAACGGCAAAAGGAUGGACAAACAUUUUAUACGCACAACAACCUCGCGUUUGCUAUACUGGCCGAGAUCUUAAACCCUGAGAGCAAGAUAGAUCAAGAGACCCUUAUCAAAUCGUUGACGAAUUUACAUAUUCAAAUCGAGGAUGGCACGUCGAAGCACAGUCUGCUAGAGGCCGUCGAGAAUGUCGCAAACAUGAUAACCGAUUCUGAUAAACGGUUGAUGAAAUAUGUUCAACAAUUCAAGAAAAAAUUAGGAACGCCUUGUGAAACGAUGAAUGUUGCUGCAGCAGAAGAAAGUGAGAGCGAAAAUUGAGCAAUACGCGAUAUGCAUAUCUAAAAUCUGAGUAUUAACUUUGAUCACGGAGAACUCAUUAUUUGUAUGUAAAUUAAAUUUUUUAUAUAAUUGUAUUUUUGAAAUAAAUAUUUAUUAUCUUA